GUAGCAUUUGUUAACUCUUGCCACACUGCAAGCAAAAACAGAUAAAAAGCUAGCUUGAAUUCUCAAACGUUGAAUAAGUAUAAAUUUUGUUUAUCCAAAAAUGGCGAAAGCUGGAAAUCCAUUCAAUAUUCUGCGAAAUAUCUACCACAAUGAAUUUCAGUGGAUGUUGGUGAAGAGUUUCGGCAUGUUCUUUCUUGGAGUUCGCAUUGCCAAGGAGUUUGUGGGUGUGGAGCUGAUGCCGAGUGUGAUGCCAGCCUAGUGAAAUAAUUAACCAAAUUCGCCAUGUACAAAAAAUAGGGCAGUUAACUAAUUAUAAUUAAAAAAAACCACAACAAACGAA
Messenger RNA from Drosophila sulfurigaster albostrigata, 340 nucleotides. RefSeq lists its product as uncharacterized. Lineage: Eukaryota; Metazoa; Arthropoda; Insecta; Diptera; Drosophilidae. The record is from RefSeq and is a predicted model, not a curated record. The transcript is spliced from 2 exons. Bases 101 to 259 code for a protein of 52 amino acids.